Saccostrea cuccullata (small rock oyster) is the source of this 4010-nucleotide messenger RNA. RefSeq names its product dual specificity mitogen-activated protein kinase kinase 4-like. NCBI's taxonomy places the organism in Eukaryota, Metazoa, Mollusca, Bivalvia, Ostreida, Ostreidae. The record is from RefSeq and is a predicted model, not a curated record. The transcript has 13 exons. The coding region runs from base 214 to 1401 and encodes 395 amino acids. Gene Ontology annotation, molecular function: ATP binding; JUN kinase kinase activity. Gene Ontology annotation, biological process: protein phosphorylation; MAPK cascade.
UUCGUGACGUCACAGGGAUUUUCCCAGCCAGAUUUUAUAUGAUGAGUCAUCAAGAAGAAAUGAACAUCAGACCGUAUUCACGCUUCCAUUAGACCGGGGACUUCUGCCUCUUGUUGGACUGAAUUGUCAGGAUUUGUAAACGAUUUCAACCAAGUCAAAAGAGGGCACAACUAAACAAGAGAGGCCCAACUAAAAUACGCCAGUCUUACCAAGAUGGCGGCCCCUGAUCCAAGUCAAAACCAAGACUUGCCACCCCCUGUUCCACCUCCCCCGGUUCCACGAAAUAGAAAUAUACAAAAACCGUCUCUUCCUAGUCGCAGACUUGACACCGAAAAUAUGGCAGAUCUGAGAAGAAGGCUUACCAUAAAUUUCACACCCCAAACUCAAACCCUGCAAACCAUGGGAUACAAAACACAGAUAGAAAGAAUAAAGGGAUUGAAGUCCACAGGAAAAUUACAAAUAGGGUCAAAAACAUACGACUUUGUUUCCGAUGACCUGCAGGAAAUAGAGGAGAUAGGGAGAGGGAAUUAUGGAAUGGUCACCAAAAUGAUUCAUAAAGACAGUGGCACUGUAAUGGCUGUUAAGAGGAUUAGAUCCACAGUGGAUGAGAAGGAACAGAAGGAGUUACUAAUGGAUCUGGAUGUUGUCAUGAGGAGCAAUGAUUGUCCCUACAUUGUAGAGUUUUAUGGAGCACUCUUUAAAGAGGGAGACUGCUGGAUAUGUGUAGAAAUGAUGGACAUUUCUUUAGAUAAAUUUUAUAAAUAUAUUUUUAAUGUGUUACAAACGACGAUACCAGAGGAGAUCCUAGGAAAAAUAACUGUAGCAACUGUCAAAGCUUUAAAUUAUCUUAAAGAAAAUUUAAAAAUAAUUCAUCGAGAUGUAAAACCAUCUAACAUUCUACUAGAUCGCAAAGGGAACAUAAAACUCUGUGAUUUCGGAAUAAGUGGCCAGUUGGUGGACUCUAUCGCCAAAAGUCGAGAUGCAGGAUGUCGUCCCUACAUGGCACCUGAGAGAAUUGAUCCCCGAGCCUCUAGCCGUGGUUACGACAUCCGGUCAGAUGUUUGGAGCCUUGGCAUAACUCUUAUGGAGUUGGCCACAGGGAAGUUUCCCUACCCUAAGUGGAACAGUGUCUUUGACCAGCUAACUCAGGUAGUACAAGGGCCUGCUCCUCAGCUCAAACCCACAGAGGGACAAUUCUCAGAGGAAUUCCUCAACUUCUUAAAUACCUGUUUGACAAAAGAUGAAAAACAAAGGCCAAAAUAUGCCAAACUCCUUGAGCAUCCUUUCAUCAAAAGAUACAGUGAACUAGAAGUAGACAUUGCAAGUUAUGUAGUAAAAAUUCUGGAUCAUGUGCGAGAAACAAACACAAACUUACAAGAGCUCACGUCCUCCAACUCUUGACGAAGCAGGGACAUUGUUAAGGGUUUUCAAUUCAGGGACAUCUUAACAUAAGUACAAACGCUCAAUUGAUCAAGUCACCCGAGCGUGUCUUGACAAAGGGGAGAUUACUCUUGAAAUAACUGAAAACGAAGUGACAAUAAGGAUGUGCGGCGCCAUCUAUGCAGCCAGCUGGUCGGCAGUGAGUUCAUCGUUAUAUACAACAGAUUAAGUGUUUGUCAUGAAUCUGGCCUACUCAAUUCCUGAAUAAAUGGAUCUUCUCAUGUAAACUUUUCUACAUUAUUAAGUAAACUCAUACAUAGUUUAUUUUUCUAUAUUUUUUUUCUUUGAAGAGAUGCCAGCUGAUUGUUUAAGUGGUUGUUGAUCAAUGAAUUGAUUUGGAAAUUGAAGAAUUAUGCUGCCAGUUUUUUUUUUAAUAAAUUUUCUCUAGCUAGUUUACCUACAUGUAACUUGGUGAUAGAGGGCUUUCAUUUUUUUCUGCUUAGCAGAUUUUUGUAUUUGUUUUUCUUUGUGUCAUUUUCCCCACUGAUUUAAUAGACACAAAAAUUGCCUCUUUGUGUUUCUACCUUUCAUAAUCUUAAGCAGGUUCAGUUUCUGAAGUUUAUUCCACAACUUCUAUUUAUAUAUAAAACUUACAAACUUUUAAUCAGGUUUUUGUCAAGGGUAAAACUUUUGUACGCAGGGUUUGUUAGAUAUAAACAGAUAAAAAUCCUAUUUUUGGUUUCUUGAUAUCAGUUUUUUCCCUUCAGAUUUUUUAGGACUAUAUUUAAAGAACUGAUCCAAAUUUUUAUGUAACAAUCUUUCUAUGAUAUUUAAUGGAUAUUUUGAUUUAAUUUUAUAUAUACAUAUAUAUGUAUGCAAUUUUGUCACAUAUAUUUAUAUAAGGAAGGUUGAAGUCGUAAACAUUCUAGAGUGCUCCAUUAAUUUAAGUAUACUGUAAUUAUGAAUUUGUUCUUUCAACUAGUGCUACAUUCACAUGUAUAUUCAUUAUAGCCAGACAGUCCAGACUGAUCUUCUUUUCAAUACCUAUAUUCUAGAAACUGGAUGUAUGAGGUACAUGUAUAUGAAUAUUGAAGAAAACAAUUGUAUGUAGAUACAAUUUACAUGUAGUACACCUGUAUUUGAAUCUUGGGAUAAGUACUUUCAAUUGUAUCAAACUUUGUAUUUUCAAAUUUAACAUUCCAGUAGAGAAAUUUAGACAAUAUUCUAUUUUUCAUCUUAGUUUGACAAUUUAGUGUACAGUUUUUGCUCAAAGAACUUGAGAAAUAUUCAUCCAUCUUGUUUCACAAUGUUACAUUUCCGCAAUAUGAUCAAUUAAUAACACCAAACAAAAAUGAAAAAAAAAUAUAUAUAUUUAAGGGUCUGUAAAAGCUCUAGCAUCAACAUUUAGAAAGAACUUUGUAGAAAAAAAAAUUAAUAAAGUUUGUUGCUUUUAAAAAUAUAUCGUUAAUGUGUCACUGAUUUAUCAAAAGUAUAACCUGCGUUGAUGGCUUCUUAGCUUUUCUGCUUUCUUUUUUCCUUCACCAAUCAUUGUCUCAUUUUGGUGUGCCAUAUUUGUCUUUCUGAUUUCAUUCAAGUAAAUAUAUUUGGGAGUGUUGAAGGAAAUUCAAUAAAUUUGCAGUAAAUGAUCAUUGAUUAAAUUCACUAUUUAAAGAGCCAUUCCAUGAAACAAUGUCAUUUUCAAUCACUUAGGAUGAGAUGCACUUCAGUUAAAUUUCGUGAUUUUCUUUUCUCAUUCCAGUUUUGAGAAGACUGAAUUUUAAAUGGAUGCUUUGUUUUUGACAGUAUCAUAUGUAUCAGUUAAUUUGCAAAAUAUGGAGAGAAAUGUAUGCUGCUGAAUUUUUUAACAGAAUGAAUAUUUAACCUUUAAAGCAGGAAAGCGUUUUUCAUACUGUUCACUAAUGCUUAAUAAGUCAAUAUAUAUGGUAUAUCAUAGUAUACUAUGCACAAAAAAUUAUUUCUGUCUGGUUCAAUGUGAAAAUAUCCUUUUAUAAAAUGUUGAUAGUGUUUGUUAAGAUCUGGUUUAGUAAACGUUUUAACAAUCAUUGUAUAUUCCGAACAUUUUUUUUUUAUUAAACAUUAAUAAAUUUGUAUUUCCUUGUUAAAAAAUAAAAGAUGUUUGUGUGUUAUAUACCUGUAUUAAAUUUUAGAAACAUGAUUACAUUUAUGAUGUACCAAAAUCAAAAAUUAAUCUGUUUAUAGUACAGUUCUCUGAAUAAUUUCUUUAAUGAUCGGGAAAAUUUUUUUUUUUACACUGCUUUAAAAAACUUUUUUCAGUACACUGUUUUUGACUAUAUCUAUACACUGUUUUUCAUAUAUUUUACUUGUAUUAAUUGUUUAAUUUACUUUAUAAAUCAAAGGACAAUGUAAUUAUUUGAAAAUUAAGGCUUUUAUCGUGGUUUUGGGGGGUUGGGGUGGAAUGGGGGAGUUGUUAUAGUAUGAGUUGGAACGUAUACAUGUGCAGUGUUUUUCAAACACAAACUGACUAUGUGUUGUUGCAUUGAUUUUUGUGUUUUCUUCUGUAUGUAAUUCACAAUGAAAGUGUUAUGACAGAGUAACAGGUUUAUGACAAUAAUAUUACUGCAAAUAUAAAAUAUUUAAAAAAAUUCAAA